Messenger RNA from Phacochoerus africanus (Common warthog), 1618 nucleotides. RefSeq names its product placental growth factor (gene PGF). Gene Ontology annotation, cellular component: membrane. Gene Ontology annotation, molecular function: vascular endothelial growth factor receptor binding; growth factor activity; chemoattractant activity. The coding region runs from base 374 to 886 and encodes 170 amino acids. Gene Ontology annotation, biological process: vascular endothelial growth factor signaling pathway; induction of positive chemotaxis; vascular endothelial growth factor receptor signaling pathway. The record is from RefSeq and is a predicted model, not a curated record. The transcript has 7 exons. NCBI's taxonomy places the organism in Eukaryota, Metazoa, Chordata, Mammalia, Artiodactyla, Suidae.
CCGCCGACAAGCUUCAGUCCCAGAAGGGAGCUGCUGUCUGAGGAGGAAACUGCAUCUUCACGGGCCAGCCACGAGAGGAUCUGGGGUCGCGCUGGGCGCCCGACGGACCCUCCCCAGGGACUCGCCUGCCCCACACCGCCCGGCCUUGCCCGGCGCUCCGCGUCAGGUUCCCCAGCCGCAGCCUUACCUACGGGCUCUAGAAUCCUCAGGGCUUCCAGAGGAUGCUCAGCCCACCGACGGGGACCUCGGGGCAGCAGUGAGGGGGGCACCCAGCCCCCCAUUCAGCUCCUGUCCUCUUGGGCCGGGGGCCUCCCCGGGGGGAAGAGCAUGGUGGUUUUCCCUUGGAGCCCCCUGGCUUGGUACGUCUGAGAAGAUGCCUGCCAUGAGGCUCUUCACUUGCUUCCUGCAGCUUCUGGCUGGGCUGGCACUGCCGGCUGUGCCCCCCCAGCAGUGGGCCUUGUCUGCUGGGAACAGCUCAUCGGAGGUGGAAGUGGUGCCCUUCCAGGAGGUGUGGGGCCGCAGCUACUGCCGGGCGCUGGAGAGGCUGGUGGACAUCGUGUCUGUGUACCCCAGUGAGGUGGAGCACAUGUUCAGCCCGUCCUGCGUCUCCCUGCUGCGCUGCACCGGCUGCUGUGGCGACGAGAACCUGCACUGUGUGCCCGUGGAGACGGUCAAUGUCACCAUGCAGCUCCUGAAGAUCCGCUCUGGGGACCGGCCCUCCUACGUGGAGCUGACAUUCUCUCAGCACGUGCGCUGCGAGUGCAGACCUCUGCGGGAGAAGAUGAAGCCAGAAAGGAGGAGACCCAAGGGCAGGGGGAAGAGGAAGAGAGAGAAGCAGAGACACACAGACUGCCACCUGUGCGGUGAUACAGUUCCCCGGAGGUAACCAGCCCCUCGGAGGAGAGAGACGGAGACCCCACGCCCGGCUCGUGUAUUUAUUACCGUUACACUCUCAGUUACCUCCCUGCUGGCACCUGCCCUCUAUUUAUUAGCCCAAGUGUAUACCUGCUGAAUGACUCACUCCCUUCAAGAUGAGGGGCAGGAAGGGACAGGACCCUCAGGAAUUCAGUGCCUUAAACAGAACGUGAGAGAAAGAAAGAAGACAGAUCCACGUGUGCGUCAUCUGGGGAAGAAGCAAGACUUGUGGCUUUGUGGAGGGGCGUGUCACACCCCAGAGGCCUGAGGGUCUCCAGGGUGCUGGAGAGGGAGGGACGGGGGGGACAUGCCACCUGUCCCAGGGCCUUGGGCUCUGCCGGGACCAGCAGCCCUUGCCUGGGGAGCUCCCUGCCGGGAUGAGGGUGGAGGAGCCUUCUCUGGCCGCCGUGGCCCCUGCCGGGAGGGCGGGCAGGCAGCAGCCCCGCGCCCUGGAGACAGGAUGUUCAGCUCUGGAGACCAGUGGUUGCCUGGGGGCCUUUGCCACUCCUUGUCCCCUAGGUCUCGCCUCAUAUCUUACCACCGCUUGUGCUGGGACAUUGCUCUUUACGCCAAGGCAUCCCCACCUGCCCCUCUCGGGGACGCAGGCAGAGAGGGCCCAGGCUGGUCAUGGAGCAAGCUGUCCCCGCGAGGGCCGUCUGACCGCCAAGCCAGAUUCUCUUGAAUAAAGUACUCUAGUCUGGAA